GGAAAAACAAAAUCCUUGGCUAUGACAGCUAAUGCUGGCUGGUGGAGUGGUGGCUAGCAGGCUAGCUUUUUUCAUCAAGAAAUUAUCCUCUGAAUUUUCAGAAAGUAAUUGGGCUUGUAAUUCAAAAACUGUGAAUCUUGUAACGCGAGUAUCAAAGCUGUCCAAAAUGACGGUGGACGGCGACGAGAAACCGGAGCGCGAUCGCGUUUUCAUGGACAUUACGAUUGGAGGUCUACCGUCCGGCCGGAUUGUUUUUGAGCUAUACAACGAUAUUGCUCCUAAAACCGCAGAGAACUUCCGCGCCUUGUGUGCUGGGGACGCCGGAAUUGGGAAAGUUACAGGAAAACCACUCACCUAUAAGGGUAUGCUGUUUCAUCGAGUGGUGAAGGAUUUUAUGAUCCAAGGAGGAGAUUUCACCAAUGCCAAUGGUACUGGUGGAGAAUCCAUUUAUGGAGGCACCUUUGAAGAUGAGACAUUUGAGCUCCCUCAUGACAGGCCAUAUCUAUUGUCUAUGGCUAACAGAGGCAAGGACACCAAUGGCUCCCAAUUCUUCAUAACCACACAGCCGGCGCCUCAUCUCGACAAUGUCCACGUAGUAUUCGGAGCGGUGGUGAGCGGCGCGAUGCUGGUGCGGCAGCUGGAGGCUCUCCCCGUCGACCGCAACGCGCGCCCUCUGCAGGACGCCGUCGUCGCUAACUGCGGUCAACUUGUGCGAUUGAAAGCCAAGAAACGCAAGGAUAAGAAGAGUGAAGAAAGCGAAGCAGAAUCUGAGAAGUCACAUAAGAAGGAGAAAAAGCGAAAGAAGGACAAGAAGGAGAAGAAAAAGAAACGUCACCAAUCAGCAUCCGCGGACGAGGGUGAAAUCACGGAGCCCUCGCAUCCCCUCGUUCAGACCUCCAAGAUAGAUCCUCGGGAGAUCCCAGAGGUCCCCACCAACAGGUUCCUUAUGCGAGGAGGCAGAGAUAAUGAGAGGGAAAGGGAUAGGCCUGACCCUAGGAGGGACAGAGAGAGGAUGCGUUACCGUGAAAGGGAUCGCCAGAACGCCUACACUCGCAGUGGUCGGAUCAUCAAAGGACGAGGCGUUUUCCGCUACCGCACGCCUUCCCGCUCCCGCUCUCGCUCGCGCUCGGCGACCCCGCCCCACUGGCGCCAGGCGCAGCGACGCAUCAUCAAGCUAUCCGAGUUCGAGCGGUCGGAACAGGAGCGCGCGGACCGCGAACAGGAAGCGAAGAGUAAGCCGAGCCGACCGGACCCCAAACAUACUCGCGAGCGCGCGGUAUCAGGCGGAACUCCGGAGGGUCCUUAUGAAGAGAAAGAGGAAGGCGAAUGCGACACUACUAUUGAACGUUCACGUCACGAAAGAAUCGACUAUAACGCUCUGGACUUCGAAGAGGACAUAGAACAUGAUGAAGCGGCGGGCCGCGCGCCGCGCCGCCCGCCCCCGCGCGCCGCGCCGGACUCGCGCGCCGACAUGCUGGCGCUGGCGCUCGGCGUCGACCCCAAACACGACCAGAGGGACCUGGACUCCCGCCACGCGCGGCGCCGCCUCGGCCCCGCCUCCACCGUGGUGGCCGCCGCGCCGCGCCUCUCCUCCGCCGUGGUCUCCGAGCCCCUCCGGGCCAAGCACGCCCCGGCCCAGGAGGAAAGGAAACCAGCGGAUGGGGAGUACGAUCCCUUCUCCAUGCUGAGGAGCACCUUCCAGGCUAACAAGGCCAAGGAGCCUGCCAGAAAAGAAGAACGUACUGAACCCCGUCGAGAACGUCAGCAAGAGAAAGAAAAAGAACGCGAACACAAGGAAAAGGAACAAGAGAGAACAAAAGAGAGAGAAGAUAGGCGCGGCAGGCACAGGAGCGAGAAAGACGACAGGGAAAGGGAUCGCAAUGAUCGUAAAGACAAGAGGGAAGAGCGCAGCGAGAGACGCUCACGCUCUAAAGAGAGAGAUAGAACUAGAGAUCGCAGUGAGAGAAACAGGGAGAAAUCAGACGAUAGAAGGAGGAAAGAUAGUGAGAGCGGUAGGCGCAGCGGAUCCCGUGACAAGGACAGAAAGGACAGAGAUAGAAAACGUAGCCGAUCUAAUGAGAGAGUGAGAAGGGAUACGGAACGUAGCGAGGAUAGAAAGCGAAGCAAAUCCAAUGACCGGAGAGAUAGGAGACGUAGUUCUAACGAAAGGGACAGAAAACGCAGCAGGUCCCUCCAGAGAGAAAGACAUGGGAAACGCAGCAGGUCCAAUGAGAGGGAAAGAGAUAGGAAACGCAGCAGAUCCAAUGAGAGGGAAAGAGAUAGGAAACGCAGCAGAUCUGAUGAUAGGAAGAGAGUUAGAAGGGACACGGAGCGCAGCAGGACGCGGGAAGAGGACAGAGAUAGGAGUGAGAGGAAGAAGCGAUCCAGGUCGAAGUCCAGAAGCAACUCGCCGCUGUCUCGGCGCGGCAAGCGUUCUGCCUCGGGCGGCAGGUCGCCGCAGCAUGACAGGAAAAAGGAGGAGGAGCGGGACGAAGCUCGCAAAGAGCUGAUGGAGAUCGUGCGACUCAUCAAAUCGCGCCAGAAGGAUCGAGAAUCCAAAGCCCAAGAGGCUCAGAAGAAAGAGCGUUCGGGCUCCUCCGCGUCGGAGCGCAGCGCCAGCCCGCGCCGCCGCUCGCCGUCGCCGCGCCGCCGCUCGCGCAGCCCGCGCCGGCGCCGCUCCGAGCAGCGCUAGUGGCGCCAUCUGUUCACUUUGACAAUUCUGAACAACCCACGGUGACAACGCGACAAUGUUUGUUUAAUGGCGUAUUCACUUAAGACGGAAGGGAAUAGCUGUGCGAAAUCGUCUUUUCAUACUUAGUACUCAUUUUCCUCUCUGAAUAUUAACAUUAUUAAAAAUAUCUCUCUUCUUCCUCGCGUCGUCCCGGCAUUUUGCCACGGCUCAUGGGAGCCUGGGGUCCGCUUGACAACUAAUCCCAAGAUUUGGCGUAGGCACUAGUUUUUACGAAAGCGACUGCCAUCUGACCUUCCAACCCAGAGGGUAAACUAGGCCUUGUUGGGAUUAGUCCGGUUUCCUCACGAUGUUUUCCUUCGCCGAAAAGCGACUGGUAAAUAUCAAAUGAUAUUUCGUACAUAAGUUCCGAAAAAACUCAUUGGUACGAGCCGGGGUUUGAACCCGCGACCUACGGAUUGCAAGUCGCAUGCUCUUACCGCUAGGCCACCAGCGCUUCCAAACAUUACAACAUUACUUCCAACAUUAUUAAAAAUAUCUUGACACAAUUAGAUGUAUAUUAGCUAUAUUAAUUUUUAACAUACGUCUGCGAUCGAUGCUAUGGUAGCACAUCGUUACUGGCGAAUUUCCAAUAUGACUUGGAACUCCGGUAGCCGUCUAAGAAGUGUAACGUUCUUACGGUAGAUGUCGCUAGGGUCCCCUAGACCCAUAUGGUGAAAAAAUUUGCUGCCUAGGGAUGAGGUCUUGGUGGCUCAGAUGGCAGAGCGCUGGAAUAUCGAUCCAGAGGCCGUGAGUUCAAGUCUCACCCAAGACAGUAAUUUUUCCAUUUUUAAAUUUAUAUUAGCUAUAUUUAAUUAUUAUAGCAGUUAAGGGCAUUAAAAAAUAUGGAAAUUAUUUUCCGCUCCAAAUUCUAACCCUUAACCCCCUUAUUCGUAAACGUGUACUAAAGUUGCGAUGCCGCUGAUCAUUUGUCCCUUUCCAUCAUACCAAUACGUCGGAAAGGGACAAACGAUGAUCAGCGGCAUCGUAACUUUAGUACACGUUUAUGAAUAAGGGGGUAAAUGUAUAGUGUUGCCAAAUGUCUACAAAGCAUUAGACAGCUCACAGAUAAAAAAAAAGGCUUACGUUAUUGAACGCACCUUUAUACCAAAUAUAUAAAAAAAUCAUGCAUUUAAGGGUAAAUUAUAAAAUCGAAAAACAUCAAACGAAGAUAUAUUAGCUAUGGUACAUACAUCAAAUUAUGUAAAAAUAUUUUUUAAUAAUGUUAAUAUGCAGAGAGGAAAAUGGGGACUAUUGUAUGGAGAAACGGCCGCCCCUUUCCUCUUAACGGCCGGUUAGCAAUCGUCACAAAAUUGACGGUCAAUGUUAAACACCAUACAUUUUGUCAAAAAAGUGACCAUUAGACGACUUAGGCCCUCAGCACACGGAGCGUAAGCGUAAGAGACGCGUAAGCGUAUCGUAAUACGCGCGUUGAACGAGAGCGCUAUUAGCACGAACAAGUUCAAACAAAGCGAAGCGUCGUCGUAGCGUAUGAGGUUUCUGACGCGUAGCGCAAUAUAGGCGUAAAAAACAAAACUUCUGACAUAAUCAAACAUUAAAAAAUCCUUAUCUGAGAAAAAAGUAAGAUCGUUGAUAGGGACCGUGCGCGUUGGAGGGUCUGCCAUCUUGUGGCCUGAAUCGGAACCAUAAACAUGCACAUUUACACGUCACGUGUUUUCUUGUGCAUAGUAGGUUCUGCCAUCUUGUGGGCUACAUCGGAACAAAAAACAUACAUUUACGCCUCGCGCCAAAAAUCUGACGGCUCCUGUGCUGCCUCCUACAGUUCAUGCACGCUCCCUAUACAUCCGUCGAAGACAUCUGACGCCAGUGACGCCAUUUUUUCAACUAAUGAGAUUUCAGUAUUUCACUUAUAAAACGAUAACUUACGAGACGCUUGGUGCUCAGAGACCCUAGUGUAAAUUUAUUCGCGUUUGCGUUAAGUAUCAUUUUGUAUGGGAUUUAGAAACAGCGCGCCAAGCGGGACGUUUUGGAAACUCAAAAUCCCAUACUAAAUGAGACUUAAUGCAAAUGCGUACGUCACGGCUCGCUAUCGAAUAAAUUUACAUUAGGGGUACAGAACUCGUAACGUUAUUACGAUACGCUUACGCGAUGCUUACGGUUACGCUCCGUGUGCUGAAGGCCUUAAACACAAGUCGCGCUUUAAACUACAAGUUUUCCUAUAAUGAAAAUGCCCUUAAAUUUAAAAUUGUAUUUGUUUAUUUUUGUAUUAGUUUCGUUUAGUUUAGGCCCAGAAUGCAUUACAAUGUACACUUCUUUUUAAUCUAAGGGUAGUAUCUCACCUGUCUCAUUCCUUGGUCCAAUGUGCAUUGCGUCUCACUCUCUCAUUAAGCAAAAUGUGAGACGCAAAUACACAUUGGACCAAUAAAUCGGACAGGUGGAACACCUAAUUACCUUUCGUAAUCAAAUAAAGUGGCAUUUCUUUUCAAACAAACGAAAUUGAUCCCAAUUUACUACACAACAAGGUUCAAAUUAAAAAUAGGAGAAAUUUGUACGGUGAGCCUUACGAGGUUCUAACUUUGCCUUGAUUGUUUACUAGGAACGUAAAGGCAAUGAUUUUUUAAUAGAUAUGAAUAAUAUGUAUUGCGUCAUAUUUUACUUUUUAUUUUAGAUGUUUACAAAUUUUCUGUUUUUCAACAGUACAUAAGGCUUCUUAUAGUUUAGGUAUAUUUGAAGACCAAAUGAAUUUUUCGAGAUAGAAUGUAAAAUGUAUUGUUUUUAUAUUACGUCGGUGGUAAACGAGCAUACGGCCCGCCUGAUUUUUUUAUACUACGUCGGUGGCAAACAAGCAUACGGCCUGCCUGAUGGUAAGCAGUCUCCGUAGCCUAUGUACACCUGCAACUCCAGAGGAGUUACAUGCGCGUUGCCGACCCUAACCCCACCCCCCUCGUUGAGCUCUGGCAACCUUACUCACCGGCAGGAACACAACACUAUGAGUAGGGUCAAGUGUUAUUUGGCUGCGGUUUUCUGUAAGGUGGAGGUACUUCUCCAGUUGGGCUCUGCUCUAGAUCUGGAAUGACAUCUGCUGUGCUGUGCCCUACCACACAAGGCGAGAUGACAUUCACAUUGCCCAUACCUCUCUUUUGGACGUAGUUUAAGGACAUACCCGGGUCCGGACGUAGUUUAAGGACAUACCCGGGUCCAACCUUACUCACCGGUAGGAACACAACACUAUAGGGGGAACAUAAUCGAGUCCAGCCGUUUUUGAGUUAUUGCAAAAAGUCUUUUUAGUAAAAAAACUCCCUUAUGAUUGUAACGUACAUGAUAAUUACUAAAAGCCCCCGCUUAGCCUAUUCUGACAGAAUGGUAACUACGGAACCCUACACUGAGCAUGGCCCGACAUGGUCUUGGCCGAUUUUUAGUAGGGAGAAAUGCGGAGUGACUCACGCCUAGUACAGUCAGCAUCAAAAGUAGCGGAUGAAACAACGCGCCAAAAGUAUCUGAUAUUCGGGAUAACUUUUCCAAAUAUAGAUAAAUUUCUAGAAUUCGCGUUCCAAAGUAUAUCUAUUACAGUUUUUGUUGUUCUAUAUUAAAGACAUCACUUUUUGUUAAGCUGUUACA
This is a messenger RNA of Cydia pomonella (codling moth), 6307 nucleotides long. It is a transcript of the gene Moca-cyp, whose product is annotated as peptidyl-prolyl cis-trans isomerase G. Gene Ontology annotation, biological process: protein peptidyl-prolyl isomerization. The transcript is spliced from 19 exons. Bases 32 to 2692 code for a protein of 886 amino acids. Gene Ontology annotation, cellular component: intracellular membrane-bounded organelle. The record is from RefSeq and is a predicted model, not a curated record. Gene Ontology annotation, molecular function: peptidyl-prolyl cis-trans isomerase activity. Lineage: Eukaryota; Metazoa; Arthropoda; Insecta; Lepidoptera; Tortricidae.